CCCCAACCGGACGCGAAAGAUCUGAUCAAGGCUUAUUCCUUGCAAGGCGCGGAGAGCGGUCUCGGGAGCGAUUAUCAUAAGAGGAGGAACGUGAUCAGGUUGAGGAUGGAGGGCGAGCAGUUUUUGCUCCAGGCGCCGGAUGUGGGCGCCGUCGUUGAUUGGAUAGAGGGGUUCCAGGCGGCGGCGAAUAUUGCGUUGGAUUUGGACGAGAGGCCGAUGCCGAAGGGGCCGAUGUUUCCCAGG
This is a messenger RNA of Stereum hirsutum FP-91666 SS1, 243 nucleotides long. RefSeq lists its product as uncharacterized. The record is from RefSeq and is a predicted model, not a curated record. The transcript has a single exon. NCBI's taxonomy places the organism in Eukaryota, Fungi, Basidiomycota, Agaricomycetes, Russulales, Stereaceae. The annotation marks the transcript as partial.